Molecule: messenger RNA, 1817 nt
Organism: Adelges cooleyi (spruce gall adelgid)
Lineage: Eukaryota; Metazoa; Arthropoda; Insecta; Hemiptera; Adelgidae
Gene: Rpn3
Product: probable 26S proteasome non-ATPase regulatory subunit 3
Exons: 2
Coding region: 169-1638 (489 amino acids)
Biological process (GO): ubiquitin-dependent protein catabolic process; regulation of protein catabolic process
Cellular component (GO): proteasome complex; proteasome regulatory particle, lid subcomplex
Molecular function (GO): enzyme regulator activity
Source: RefSeq, a predicted model, not a curated record
AAACUUAAAUCAUUUUUUAUCAUUGUCAUCGUCUGCUUAACUUAAUAAAAAAGUUCACAAAAUUUGUAUUGAAAUUUGUUUCACUUUUUAUUGAACAAAAAACCAAUAAAAAGUCAUAUUGUAUUUACUUCAACGGAUUAAACGUUUUUCGUCGACAAUUGAUUAAUAAUGGCAACUGCUGCAGUGGAACCCGCUCCAGACGUCGAAAUGACAGACGUAUCAGAUUCUCAAGAAAAGAAAGACGCAGCCGUCAUUCAAGAGAUUAGAGACAACAUUCGUCAAAUAGAGAAAGCCGUGCAAACCAAAGAAACCCGUUUCAUACUGCGCGUUUUGAGAUCAUGGCCCGUAACACGUCGUAAGCUCAAUGCAGCGGUGUUGUGGUCAGUCAUCAAUGGGUUUUACACGCAUUCCUCGUCCGACAAAGAUUUGCUGUUGUCCUACGUUACUACGCCAACAGAUAUACCUGAGGCGAUCAAAAUGCGCACCGGUAAAAACGCCACGGGGGCACUUUUACCGGAAAUCGACGGGUACAUUCGCCUAUUGGUGUUGGUUCAACUCAUCGACAAAGAAGAUUACCAAAAGGCUGUGGAAUUUUCCGAUUCGCUAAUGGUCAAGUUAGUUGACAAAAACAGACGUACAUUAGAUUUGAUCACGGCCAAAGCGUAUUUCUAUCACAUGAGAUGUUAUGAACUCACCGACCAGUUACACAAAAUCAAAGGAUUCCUCUACAGUCGGUUGAGGACGGCAACGCUGAAAAAAGACUACGAAGGACAAGCCGUGCUCAUUAACUGUUUACUGCGUAAUUAUUUACAUUAUAACUUGUACGACCAAGCUGACAAGUUGGUACAAAAAUCCGUGUUCCCUGAACAAGCCAGCAACAACGAGUGUGCUCGCUUCUUGUAUUACCAAGGGCGUAUCAAAGCCGCCCGUCUCGAGUAUUCUACGGCACAUAAAAAUCUAAUUCAAGCAUUACGCAAAGCACCUCAAAAUUCCGCUGUUGGUUUUAGGCAGACCGUACAAAAGCUUGCCGUUACGGUAGAGUUGUUGUUGGGAGACAUUCCGGAAAGGCAUAUUUUCCGCCAAGCGAGUUUACGUAAAGCGCUCAUUCCGUAUUUCCGCCUUACUCAGUCGGUGCGAUUAGGAAACCUUAACAUGUUUAGCGAAACAUUGGAGAACUUCAAAGAAAACUUCCUCGCCGACCACACUUACAUGCUGAUUGUUCGCUUACGCCACAACGUCAUUAAGACGGCCAUUCGAGCUAUUGGCGCGUCCUACUCGCGUAUAUCGGUAGAUUAUAUUGCCGAAAAACUUGGAUUGGAUUCAGCCAAGGACGCUGAAUUUAUCAUUUCAAAAGCCAUCAGAGAUGACGUUAUUCAAGCCACCAUCGAUCCCGUACACAGCCACGUCCAGAGCAAAGAACCGGUCGAUAUAUAUUGUACGCUCGAACCUCAAAUGGCGUUCCAUCAGCGUAUUUCGUUUUGUUUGAACUUGCACAACGACAGUGUCAAAGCUAUGCGUUAUCCUCCCAAAUCGUACGGUAAGGAUUUGGAGUCGGCCGAAGAGCGCCGUGAGCGGGAACAACAAGAUUUAGAACUCGCUAAGGAAAUGGCCGAAGAGGACGACGAUGGAUUCCCUUGAAUCAAUAAUGUUUUUUUUUUUGUUUUAAUAAUAAAUUAAGUGUAUUCAAAUUUUUUUUUCUAAUAUAUAUAUUAUUAUACAAAUUUAAUUUUAACAUUAAGUUGUCACACGUGUACCAAACAUAAAAUAUGAGAAUAUAUAUAUAUACACAAUAAAAAAAGCAGUUUACAGUCACUAAA